UGGUUUACAGUACGAGCGUGUUUCUUGAGUUAUUAUAUCCUCACCGUAAAUAAUUUGAGAGAGGUCAAGAUUUUAAAUUAAGAUACUUUGGAACAGACAAAUUUCGUAAUUUUAAUCUUUUUUGUGCGAAACUAACGAAGACAAAUUAGGUACCAGCACGAAAGCUACUUAACGGAACGCUCAUCUUAGGUGCCAUGUGAAAAUAACGAAUAUUUCAUUCAAAAUACGUUCCACUUCCGGUUUUUCAGAAUUUCGUACUCUCCCUCUCUUGAAUAUCGCUGUGAUCUCUUCAUAAACUUAAUUAACACUUCUCUUAGCCUCGCGACCUGUUAUGGGAGUAGCGGAAAGAAUAAGAAUGUGGGCUCCGAUUUCUACGAGUCCCGACUCAAAGAAAACCCCCUCAGCCAGGUCAAAACACAGCGCAACUCUUCUUGGCGGUCACGUGUAUUUACUAGGGGGUCGAAACGGAAAUUUACCACUCAAAGAUUUAUGGAGGUACAGCAUAGCUGAGAAUAAAUGGGAAGUGCUGCAGCCCAGUGGGGACAAGCCGCCAUGUCUUCAGGAGCACUCGGCCGUUGUUUACAAAGACUGCAUUUAUGUUUUCGGCGGAGAACUGGGAUUUUCGGCUUGCAACGAAACCCCUUUGUGGGUCUAUAACGUCAAGAGUAAUACUUGGCGGAAAAUAAAAGUACAAAAAGGCACAAAUGUACCCAAAGGAAGACGCGGGCAUAGUGCACUGGUCCAUCGCGGAUCUAUGCUGUUGUAUGGUGGAUAUAGGGAUCUUAGAGGCUCGUCCAGUGAACUGUGGGCCUUUCAUUUCGAAACUGAGUCGUGGCACCUAUUAGCGAUGAACAAAGAUGGUCCUCCUGCAAGACAUAAACACUCGGCUGUGAUCCAUGACGAGGCUAUGUGGAUUUACGGUGGAAUGACGGAUCUGCACGAAAGAGGAGACCUUUGGAGGUUUGAUCUAGUAUGUAAGAGAUGGAGCUUAGUAAAAUGCAAAAUUAAUCCGGGAGCUCUUCAUAGUCACUCUGUUUGUAAAUUGCCAAGUUCAAUGGUCAUUUUUGGCGGAGAACAUGCUGGCCAACUUUGCAACGAAUUAUGGAGGUUUCACUUCGGUAGCGAAACGUGGGAAAAGGUGACGACAGACGGGAACCGUCCGCAGCCGCGCUCCGAGUGCGUGGCCCUGCCCGUCUCGGAGCUCCUCCUGCAGGACUACAACAACCCCCGGACGAGUCCUCCGGCGGCGGCGCCCCCGCGGCGGUGUCGCGGGAGCGGCACCGAGCGGAUCAUCUCCUUCUGCGACCGGGACUCGGACGACGACGGCCUGGCCCCGCGCAAGCCGCCCGCCUCCACGCCGACCAUGAACCUCAACAUCCUCAAGGAGAUCACCAAGCUCUCGCAGAUCAACCUCUCCCGCUUCAAGAACCAGCAGACCAAGAACUGCCACUACAGCGUCCUCUCCAGCAACGAGAGCCUCAACUCCAGCGACUCGGAGCCCUCCCGCCACGAGAUGAGCUUCCGCGAGAUGGUCAAGUCCCAGAGCGCCAACAUCAUCGCCCGCUCCCUCAUCUCGCCCCAAGUCCCACAGCCCUUGAUCAACUUCAGCUCCCUGUCCCGUGACCCGUGCUCGGUGCCGAACUUCAAGUCGCUGGCGGCCUGCACGCUGACCCCGGUGGAGGCGACGAAGCUGGUCUACCUGGACGACGAGCAGGCCCCCUCGAGCCUGGUGCAGAGCCCCAAGAUCGAGGACUUCUCCAUCAUCCACCAGAAGUUCCAGCCGAACCGACUCAACCGCCGCAGCUUCCCGACCUCCGCCUCCGCCCGCUUCGGCAACCCGUACGUCACGCCCGAGGAAUCCUCCGACCAAACCUCCGACUACGCCAGCAUCGAGACCAUGAAUCGCCUCAGCUUCCAGGAGACGAAGCGGACGCCGCUGAGCUUCGCGAACCCCAACUACCUGGGCCCGGACGUGCAGACGAUGAUCUCGCGGCGGAGCUGCGUGAAGGUGCUCAACUCGCCGCCGGACAGCCUCCUGGAGGACAACCUGGGUCGGAGCAACUCCCGCCAGGAGAUGGUCGAGAUGAAGCCCAUCCCUCCGCGCUCCCUCUCCCUGGUGAACAGCCACUCGAGCCAGAUGGCCAAGGACCGGGACCGCCUCCAGAGCGCCAAGAAGAGCCGCGCCUACAGCGCCGGCCGCUACGACCGCGAGACCGCCUUCUCCAUCUUCCUCGUCGGCGGCAAGGAGCAGGGCCAGGUCACCGUCUUCAAGCGGCCCAUCUCCAUCUGGAAGCUCAGCCUCUCCAGGAGGAUCUACUAGAAUCCAUCCAGGAGGAUCUACUAGAAUCCCUCCACGAGGAUCUACUAGAAUCCCUCCACGAGGAUCUACUAGAAUCCCUCCACGAGAUAACA
Bemisia tabaci is the source of this 2412-nucleotide messenger RNA. The record is from RefSeq and is a predicted model, not a curated record. Lineage: Eukaryota; Metazoa; Arthropoda; Insecta; Hemiptera; Aleyrodidae.